UCUUUGGCUUGAAUUUCCAGUUUUUAUGCCUUUAAAUGUCUUAUUUCCUGCUCUUACAAAACUUCUUUUAGAGAUAAGGCAGCUUUAACUUCAUUUCACGUAUAUAUUUGGUCGCGUACAUUGCUGCUCUACUGAACAAGCACGCUAUAGAAAUGUCGGUUGAGACGGAUGAAGAGGGAUGUGUUCUAGRUCAUGUUUCACGUUUCGAUAUGUUCGGUUUUGCUGUAUUCAAAGACGGAACUGUUCAAGCAGAAGACGACGAAAGAUGCCAUGAUUUCAGUGAUUCCUCGACCCUUACGAAGGACAGAACUUGGAAGAGAAUCCUAUCAUCCCUAGAUAAAGACAACGUUUGCAUGUCACCUCAAUAUGUUCGUCUAGCCAUCAAACAUGGAGUACCAAAAGAAGUGAGGGGAGAUUUGUGGAACAAAUUAUUGGAUGCUUCGGCUAUCAAGGCUAAUAUCACCUUUAGCUAUCAGACCACCCUCAACGAGAUWCGUAGUCUCUUGGUUGAUCUUGGUGUCAGUGAAUAUGGAGGAAGAAACUGUAUACAACAGCUUGGACAAGUCAUUGGAAAACUCAACAUAACCAGUAACGAUAGUGAUGAUAGUCCAGAAUCGCUGCAGAAAAGAACAUCAGCAAAAAGCGAAAUCCAUCAAAAACUAUCCAUCUUAAGACAGAUCAUGUUAGACCURGAUAGAUCUUUUCCCACCCACCGUCUUUUCAUGGAUGGUACUACCCAGGGUAAGGAGGGUAGAGCGUCACUGUUUCGAGUGYUGGCUGUGUACUCACAGUAUAACAAAUCAGUUUCCUAUUGUCAAGGGAUGUCCUACAUCGCAGGAAUGCUAUUAAUGAACAUGGAAGAGGAGAAAGCUUUCUGGUGUCUKGUGUCGCUAUUUGAACGCCCGAAAUACCUCAUGGGAUAUUUUGAUAACUCCCUCAGCAAAAUACAGCGACAUUCUCUUGUAUUUGAAGCUCUGAUGAAGCAGAGAAAACAUAAUCUCCACAAACAUUUGGAAAAGCAUGGUAUCGAUCCCUUGAUAUACCUGACACCUUGGUUUAUGGCUUUAUUCACGUCACUGCCUUGCUGGGAUACAGUUCUGUUCAUAUGGGAUUUGAUUAUUCUUGAAGGAGUAUCAGUAAUUUUCCAAGUCGCUCUCUCAAUCCUUGAAGUCCUCUCAGAUUCUUUAAUGAAGUCUAACGAGAUGUGUCAUUGUUUACCCAUCCUGCUUCAUCCUCCGGCACGAUUAAUCAAAAGGAGUAGCCUGGUUCCAGUGAUCCUCAGAAUUAAAGUACAGAAAUGGGAAAUCGAGUCCAUUCAGGACGUUUUACAUGAAGAAGAAGAACGAACCAAUGCCAAAAAGAGACGCAUUAAUAGCAACAAGGAAAAUACUCCAAGCUUUAAAAGAUUUAAGCAACAAUCUAAUGAUGCCAAACAAGGAASCUCAGUCCCAGUCUUCCAUGAGCCACCAAUCAUCAAUCGMUUCGUGGAUUACAUCACCGGCCCCCUAAAGAAUGCCAUAUUUGGUAACGAUGAAGCUCCAAGUAACCAAGACAAAGAGAUUGAAAUGGUGACGUUUAGCUCAAGAUCUCACCAAAGYCCACCAGUGAAUAUAGGAGUGUGUUGUUCCACUGGACGCACCCCYCUGACCUCCAACUUGCCAUUAGAAGAUAAGAGAAAUAUCAAUACAAAUUCUCCAUUUUCUCCUGGUGCAAUGAGACGAAAGUCUCGAAGACACCACCACGCGGUAAAAGCACUUGGWAGUCCGAUACGACGCAGUCCUCGACUACUGGCUAAGCAGCGUAUGCAGGCCUUUAAUGCUUCAACUUCAAGUUUAGUGGGCAACUCGGCUAAGAAUCAACAUUCUUUUCGUACAUUCUAUACUCGAACUCCUUUGCGGCCUACCCAGUUUCAGUUCAAUGCUAAGAACCACAGGAUAACCAGUACGUCACCGCUGUCCUCAGAAUCAUCGGGCUUCUCUCCCGAAAUGCCUUUCACGCCUGACAUUGAGUUGAUGGAAAUCAGUCAAGCAGACAAGAAACUUGAUUUUGACGUUGUAUAAAUUUUUUAUCUCAUUUUUCUCUUGUCCUUGCGUUCGUUUUAUAGUUACAUGUAAUGCUCAAGCUGUGAGUCACACAGACAUUUUAUUAAUGCAGCUUCUCUUMAAUCAAACGCUGCUUGUAUAACAAYGGAAUCAAAUGAAUUAAAAAAUGCGAUACGCCAA
Molecule: messenger RNA, 2222 nt
Organism: Exaiptasia diaphana
Lineage: Eukaryota; Metazoa; Cnidaria; Anthozoa; Actiniaria; Aiptasiidae
Exons: 18
Coding region: 153-2060 (635 amino acids)
Source: RefSeq, a predicted model, not a curated record